UACAUACAUAAGUAUAUACAUAUAUAUAUAUAUACAUACCAAUAAAGCAUACAUUUAGGUUUUUGAAUAGGAUCACAUAAGGGUUAACUAAAUAGAGUGAAAAGUUAAAAAGUGUUUGCAGUGCAACGUUAACUUUAUCACUGUUAAAUUAAGAAUCCAAAAAUAUUAAAGUCAAAUAAUAUAGUAUAAUAUAAUGUUUAAAAAAAAGACAGAAAUUGGCGUUCACAAAUGUAUCGUACGCCUCUUUGAAGACUUCAAUGCUGUUGAGUAUGAGUUUUUGGACACUCACAAAGGAAGUUAUCUAAUGGACCGACUGUGCCAACGGUUGGAGAUAAAGGAAAAGGAUUAUUUUGGGCUGCGUUUUGUGGAUAAUACCAAACAAAGACAAUGGUUGGAUUUAGGAAAACUUAUAAUAAAGCAAUGUAAAGAUAUACAUCAUUUAAUAUUCUCAUUUCGAGUAAAAUUUUAUCCAGCGGAUCCGUUUCAUUUAAGUUUAAAUGUAAGGGUUUUGUUGUAUAAACAAUUGAAGCGUGAUCUUAACCAUGGACGUAUUUAUUGUUCUAGUAAUGAGAUAGUAACUUUGGGAGCUCUAAUUGUACAAGAACAAUUUUCAGACUACGAUGAAAAUAUACACACUGGUGACUACUUAUCAAACCUCCGGCUAUCUGCUCGACAAACAGAUGCAAUUGAAAAAAAAAUUAUUAAGAAGCACAGAGAACGAACACCUGGUCAAGAUCCCAUCAUUGUAAUAAAUGAGUUCUUAAGAAUAACUCGCAAUUUGGAAACAUAUGGUACAGAACCUCAUUAUGUAAAAGAUCAUCAGGGUGUCCAAAUGUAUAUUGGAAUAAAUUUUUCUGGAAUAAGCGCAUUUAUUUCUGGAAAACGUACUCAACAUUUCUUGUGGAACGAUAUACGAAAAUUAAAUUUUGAAGGAAAAAUGUUUAUAGCGCAUAUAGGCUAUAUGGACACAAGUAGAGAAAUUUUUUCAAUUUCUUUUUACGCAUUUGUUAUUGUAGAUCAAUUGACAUUGAAACGGAAGAAGUUCAAUAUUUCUGGUUGCUACAACUCAGAGGCAAGCUUCUCAAAGCAACAAGUAAACAAUUUGUCUGUGGACGGAAACGAUGUUUUUAACAUGUUAAAAACUAUUUCCCCGCAACUAGAAGAAUUGUCUUCAAGAGUUGGUAAUAUGGAAAAGAAGAUGGACAGCUCUUUGAAAGAAAAUAUAAUUCAUAAAAGCGAAGAAAUGGCCCAACAAAAGAUCGUCCACGAAUGUAAGGUGCUAAUUCGAAAAGUUCAUCAAUUAGUAUGCCGACUGACUGGCCAAGAAAUCGACAACACCCAAACAAAAAUUGCUUUCAUCCUACCCUUAACAACACUAUCUGCAGCUUUAAAAAUGGGUGAAAGACUAAAAUCCGAAGAAUUUGCUAAAGCAACGGUAAAGUUUAUUUUAAGGAUGAAAGGCAUUCCCGAAAGGGUGUGUGAUGUGUUGCGGCAUCUGCACACUGAUGAAUUCCUGAUUUUAUGUAAUUGGGACGGUAGGGGAGGCAAACAACCGCUAUCAAAAUCUCUAUUGUCCAACAUAUUAUAUGAUCCUUUCAUCACAUGUGGAUUUGCAAAUUUCGAACAACAAAUUCGGAAGUCCAUCAAAAAGAGCCACCAUAGAUAUAAGCAAAAAAAUAUAGGAAGCGAAAAGCUGAGGAAUCAUAAUAUUAUAAUUAUUUUUUCGAUAUAUAUGUAUAUAUAUAAUAAUUUAUUUAUAUAGAAAUAAUUUUUAAA
Messenger RNA from Bactrocera tryoni, 1776 nucleotides. RefSeq names its product FERM domain-containing protein 5 (gene Frmd5). Bases 194 to 1762 code for a protein of 522 amino acids. Gene Ontology annotation, molecular function: cytoskeletal protein binding. NCBI's taxonomy places the organism in Eukaryota, Metazoa, Arthropoda, Insecta, Diptera, Tephritidae. Gene Ontology annotation, cellular component: cytoskeleton. The record is from RefSeq and is a predicted model, not a curated record. The transcript is spliced from 10 exons.